Messenger RNA from Tripterygium wilfordii, 4279 nucleotides. RefSeq names its product probable ubiquitin-conjugating enzyme E2 24. The transcript has 9 exons. The coding region runs from base 1263 to 4001 and encodes 912 amino acids. The record is from RefSeq and is a predicted model, not a curated record. Lineage: Eukaryota; Viridiplantae; Streptophyta; Magnoliopsida; Celastrales; Celastraceae.
CUGUAAUCCAAUAAUGGAUCGUGAAAGCCCUUUUUAUGCUUUUAACUACUCUCUCUGAAUUCCCAUCUCUUUCCUCACGCAUAUUUUCUCGAGAAAAGUUUGUACAAAGUGCGAGAAAGUCGGGGAAUAACCAGGGGGACGAGUAUUUGUGAAGCAUUCGUGAAGUGGGUCGACGUCGUCAUGUAGUCUCUAUGUGGGUUUCUGUGUACUUUCUGGGUUUGGUUGGCUCAAGUUUUUAUGACUCCAGUUAUGUAUAGAAGCGGCAAAUCGUUCCAUGGAAAUAUUAGAGAAGCACUUUUUUGUGAUGGCAAAUAAUAUUGGCUUCUGAGAAAGGUCUCUUUAAGGUUUCAUUUGGUACAUGGUUGACUUUCCAUGGAACAAGCUGUAAGAGGUGUUUGAUUAGCUGUUUCUACUGAGAUCCAGCCUGAUCUUCGUACGAAAUUCUGGUGGUUGAUUGAAUACAUCUUCCUGAGGCAAAUCUCCUUCGGCACGGGAAAAACCUGACAGAAGUUUGAUUUCAUCAGGGGCAAAUCUCCUUUGGCAAUAUAGGAUAUUUUCCUAAAAAAGGAAUAAUAGUUUUUGGGAAGAUCCGGUUAUACAUGCUUUAUAUUUCGCCAUUUAGCUCUAUGGGGCAAAUUUCCUUUGGCAAGUUCUGAAGUCUACUCUUGUUGGGAAGUUCUCCUGACAGCAUAAUUAGAGUAACUUCAUAUCAUUUAUCAUAUUGUUACCGAGUAUCCCACUCUUGCAGCUGGCAGAUCUCCUUUCGCACUUCAUGUUCUCCUUCCUGGAUAGCUUGUGGUCAACCUGCAGGAAAUAUCUCAUCUGGCAGUUCUGACACAUUAAUAUUACAGCUUUGGUGGGAAAAAAAUAUCUUCUUUGGAAGUUUCUUCUUACAGAAGUGUAGUCCAAUCGUUGGGCAAAUCUCCUUUGGCAUAUUGGAGUGCUUUUUUGACUCCUGUUAUCCCCUAUCAUCCCGUUAGGGCAAAUCUCCUUUGGCAUAUUAACUCCAGCUUUUGUAUUCAAGAUACCUUACUGGAGAUAUUGAAGAAAUAUUUAUAAAUUGAUCAUUGGCAACAAGCUGGAGAGCGUAUACUUUUAACGAUAAUCUUGCUGUGAUUAUCAAUAGGGUUUGGAUUUGAAUUCUUGUUAUAACGACACUUAGCGAUCAUCCUGUUGCAUCUUAACGUAUAGGAGUGGCACAAGAGUUGCACAUUUUGACUUGUUCAAGAAAGUGUAAAUUAGAAGAUAUAUUUGUGCAGGUGAUGGAUAUGCUUCAUAGUGAUUCUUCUGAUUGUGAGAGUGGCAGCAGUGAUGAUCAAGAGGAACUUGACUUCCUAUUCAGUGGGCAGGCUCGACGCAUUUUGUCAAGUUUGGAGGAGAGCAUUGGCAAAAUUGAUGAUUUCCUUUCAUUCGAAAGAGGGUUUGUAUAUGGAGACAUCGUAUGUUCUGUGACUGACCCAUCUGGGCAGAUGGGCAAGGUCAUAAAUGCUAAUAUUCUUGUGGACAUGGAAAGCAUCCAUGGAAAAAUAAUAAAAGGUGUGAACUCCAAGAACCUUCUAAAGAUUCGCUCCAUUUCGGAGGGGGACUAUGUAGUUUAUGGUCCAUGGCUCGGAAGGGUUGACAAAGUCAUUGACACCGUCACCAUAAUAUUUGAUGAUGGGACUAGAGCUGACGUAUCUGCACUUGACCAAGCAAAGGUCGUGCCUCUGGGUCCCAACAUACUUGAGGAUUCAAUGUAUCCAUUUUAUCCUGGACAGAGAGUGUGUGUUAAACUUUCAACAGUCUCUAAAUCAGCUAGAUGGUUAUGUGGUACUUGGAAAGAGAAUCAGGAUCAAGGAACUGUUUGCUCUGUAAAACCAGGGUUGGUGUAUGUCAAUUGGCUUGCCUCUCUGCCAGUAGGUCCUGAUAUGAAGUCACCUGCUCCUCCACACUUGCAGGAUGCUGAAAAACUAACUUUGUUGUCAUGUUUCUCUCAUGCAAAUUGGCAACUUGGUGAGUGGUGCAUGCUUCUGGACUGUAAGGGUGUGAUGGACCAGCUGUUUCUUGGUAUCUCUAGCCAUGAGGUCUUUAAAGAACAGAAGAAGAGAGAAAGAGGAUUUAUGAGAAAAGAUCUUCAGGAAAUCUUUGUCAUUGUGAGGACAAAAACCCUUGUUGAUGUUAUGUGGCAGAAUGGUAGCCAUUCCUUGGGGUUAGAAUCACAUUCUUUAGUCCCUGUAAAUGUUGUUAAUGCUCAUGAAUUUUGGCCUGGACAGUUUGUAGCGGAGAAGGGUACUUGUGUUGAUCCACCUGUCUCUGGAAACCAAAGAUGGGGAAUUGUGAGGAGUGCAGAUGCAAAGGAACAGACAGUUAAGGUAAGAUGGAAAGCUUUUGAUGUGAAUAAAAUGAAUGGUGUGGGACAAGACCCGAUGGAGGAAACUGUGAGUUCUUAUGAACUUAUUGAGCACCCUGACUACUCCUACUGUCUUGGAGACAUUGUCACUGUGUUGUUUACGAGCUACAUUGACCAAGCUAAUGGAGGUUUUGUGAACAGAGAGACUAAAAUUGGUGCGGAUUUGGCUCUUGAAGGGAAAGAUUUCAGUUUAGAUCAGAUUGAGUACGAUGCUGAAAGUUACUUAUCCUUCAUUGGCAACAUAACUGGCUUCAAAGAUGAUGGUGUUGAGGUGACAUGGGCUACUGGGCUCAAAUCGACGGUUGCCCCUAAUGACCUUUUCCGGAUUGAUACGAAUGAAAUUGUUACUGCAACUCAUGUGCUCAAUGAACAAAAUGCUGAGUUAUUGAAUGAAGAGAUGAUUGAUCAAACUGGAAAGGGCCUCUUAAAACCCGAUGCCAUUUGUGAAGAGCACGGCAGUUAUCCUUGGGAAUCUGGAUCUUCCUUCCUUCCUCGUUCCACAAUUGGACUUUUCACCCGUGUUACAGCGAGUAUAUUCGGAUCCCUUGGUUCCACAUCCCUAUCUGGCCUGCUUUCACUUCGCCACUUUGCCAAAAAUGGAAAUCAAUCUAAAAUUCCCCAAGAGAGAGAGCUUCUGGAUACAUGUGGUCUUUCUGCAGAAGAACAGUCAUUGAUGUUACAGGAAGUGCAGCUUAGGAAAACGAGUACAAGUGAGGAAAUUAAUGAUCUUCAGGAGAAAAAAGAACUUCAAUCUUCAACUGUCAGAGAAAGUUCAGAAAAAUUUAGGCGAUUUGAUAUGGUUGAUGGCUGCUCAGAUCAUCGCUAUCUUGAUGGUCUCGGCAAGGGAUUGGCAUUAUCUCAGAUGAAAAGAGUUUGGUUGAAGAAGGUUCAACAAGAAUGGAAUAUUCUUCAGAAAGAUCUUCCUGAAACAAUCUUUGUCCGCGUAUAUGAGGAACGGAUGGAUCUCCUUCGAGCAGCCAUUAUUGGUGCACCUGGAACUCCUUAUCAUGACGGGCUGUUCUUCUUUGACAUCCAUCUACCUCUGGACUAUCCUCAUGAACCGCCUUUGGUGCAUUAUCAUUCCGGUGGCCUUCGUGUUAACCCUAAUUUGUACGAGUCCGGGAAGGUUUGUUUGAGUCUCCUCAAUACAUGGACAGGCACAGAAACUGAAGUAUGGAAUCCCGAAAGCUCCAGUAUCUUGCAAGUACUUCUCUCUCUCCAGGCCCUUGUGCUUAAUGAAAAACCUUAUUUUAACGAGGCUGGUUAUGAUAAGCAUAUGGGAAGGGCAAAGGGGGAGAAAAAUUCAGUAAGCUACAACGAGAAUGCCUUUCUCAUGACCUGCAAGUCCAUGAUAUACAUACUUCAGAGGCCACCUAAGCAUUUUGAGGCACUCGUAGAGGAGCACUUUAGGCAACGAUCCCAAGACAUUCUGUCGGCUUGUGAGGCAUAUAUGGAAGGAGCUCCGGUAACAUGUCCAUCGGGGAGUACACAAAAAGAGCAUGCAAACCCAUCAGGAAAUUCAACAGGGUUCAAACUUAUGCUCGGUAAACUCUUCCCAAAGCUUGCGGAGGCAUUUUCUGAUAAGGGAAUCAACUGCAGCCAAUUCGCUUGAGCCAGAAAAAUGAAUGCGCUACAGAGAUAAUCGUGAGGUCAUUCGUACCAUGUCUAUAGUCUGUAUUGUAUAAUAUCCACGAAUUAAUGCAAGUUCAGCUUCUGUAUUUUUUCCUUCUCAAUAAAAAAAAAUUACAAAUUACUCGGUAAGAGUUGUGAUGCUGUAAAUGUACUGUAUUCUGGUGCUGUAAAACCUGGGGGAGUGGGGAAGCAUUGUAUCAUAUUCUGAUUUGCAGAAAUAAAAUAAGAAAAACAAGAUCUGGAUUGGUUUGGUUUAUA